AUGGAUUACCUCUCCCAGCCUGGAUUCCUCAGCGUCAUUGCUGGAGUGGCGUGCGGCGUCUGCCUGGGCUGGGGCAUCCGUGGGAGAUUCCUCAGACACCCCAGAGGUGGAAUGACAGCACCUGCCAAGAGUUUGGGAAGUGAAGUUGACAUCAUGGGAGAGUCUGGGGAGUUCAAGAUGGUCCUGGUGGUUCGCAACGACUUGAAGAUGGGGAAGGGGAAGGUGGCGGCACAGUGUGCCCACGCUGCUGUCUCUGCCUACAAGCAAGUUCAGAGGAGGAAUCCUGACCUCCUGAAGCAGUGGGAAUACUGUGGACAGCCUAAGGUGGUCCUCAAAGCUGCUGAUGAAGAGACUCUGGUCCAGCUCCUGGCGGAGGCGAAGCGCCUGGGGCUGACUGUGAGCUUGAUACAGGACGCAGGUCGGACCCAGAUCGCUCCAGGCUCUAGGACAGUCCUUGGGAUUGGACCAGGACCAGCUGAUAUAGUAGAUAAAGUUUCUGGUCACCUUAAACUCUUCUAA
This is a messenger RNA of Acanthisitta chloris (rifleman), 519 nucleotides long. RefSeq names its product peptidyl-tRNA hydrolase 2 (gene PTRH2). Gene Ontology annotation, cellular component: mitochondrion; cytosol. Gene Ontology annotation, biological process: positive regulation of anoikis; negative regulation of anoikis. The record is from RefSeq and is a predicted model, not a curated record. The transcript has a single exon. Gene Ontology annotation, molecular function: peptidyl-tRNA hydrolase activity. NCBI's taxonomy places the organism in Eukaryota, Metazoa, Chordata, Aves, Passeriformes, Acanthisittidae. The coding region runs from base 1 to 519 and encodes 172 amino acids.